This is a messenger RNA of Halteromyces radiatus, 1408 nucleotides long. RefSeq lists its product as uncharacterized. NCBI's taxonomy places the organism in Eukaryota, Fungi, Mucoromycota, Mucoromycetes, Mucorales, Cunninghamellaceae. Gene Ontology annotation, molecular function: transcription coregulator activity. The transcript has 7 exons. Gene Ontology annotation, cellular component: Z disc; nucleus. The coding region runs from base 22 to 1320 and encodes 432 amino acids. The record is from RefSeq and is a predicted model, not a curated record.
CCGCUAUUUUCACAUUUCACCAUGGCAACUGAACGUAUCUCACAAAUUAUUCCAUUUGUAAAGUGUUCUGACUGUGGUGCCAAUGUCAGUUUACGCAAUCUAGGAACACAUAUCUGUUCCAAUAUGCCUCCUAUACCGGCUUUACCUAUUCUUCCACAACAAAAAAAGGAACGCUCUAAUCCAACUCCAACUUCCUCACCUUAUAACACCAAUAAUAGUUAUUAUAAUAUAGAUUCACCUUCCUCUACAUCUUCACUUCGAAAUCAAUAUAGUGAUCCUGUUCUAGAUAGAUACCCACCAUCUCCUACAAAAAAUACAUCAUCGUCAAGAUCAGAUCGUUAUGGCUCUCCUACAAAAAACAACUAUAAUCAUUCUGAAUAUGAUAAAAGACCAUCACCGAAGAACGCAACCAGUGGAUUUGGAAAUACAUACAAAAAUGGUGCAAGUGGAUCACUUGACUCUUUAAUGGCCGAUCUUAUGGAUAGUAUGAAUGAAGCUAUUGAUCAAUGUACAGAUCCUAGACCUGCUCCACCAGCUAAUGGUUGUGCUUCAUGUUAUGAAACUUUUAAUAGACAUGAUGAUCCCCUUAUGUAUGAAAGCAAGCUUUAUCAUGAACGCUGUUUUACUUGUACUGUUUGCAGAAUACCAUUGGAUUUACGACGUGCACACGAACAUCAAAACAAUUUAUAUUGUCAACGUGAUUUUGCCUUAGUCAAGAAAAAAAUUCAUUGUGCUUCUUGUGAUCAAGCAAUAGAAAGUCAUCAAACUCCACUCAAAGCAUUAGGAAAAUACUAUCAUCCUGGUCAUAUUCAAUGUUAUCAAUGUCAAGAACCUUUGGAUGAAAAAUCAAGUUAUCGAGAACAUCAAGGUAGAGUUUAUUGUCGACGUGACUACCGAAAGAUGACUUUACCAAAAUGCCGUGGUUGUGGAAAACCUGUAGAAAAAGAAGCGGUUUCUUCCAAAGAACUUCAGGGAAAAUGGCAUGUGUCUUGUUUUGGUUGUCAGACAUGUCAUCAAUCUUUUCCAGAUAGUACUUUUUACGUAUAUGAUAAUUCUCCAUAUUGUCGACGCCAUUAUCAUCAAUUGAAUAAUUCAUUAUGUCGAUCAUGUGAUGAACCGAUUGAAGGACCCUGUGCACAAACAUCAGAAGGUUGGCGAUUUCAUCCACCUUGUUUCACUUGCAACGUAUGUGAUUGUGCUUUGACUGAUACUUAUUAUAUGUUCGAGCAUCGGAUUUACUGUGAACCUCAUAUUAUGGAAUUACAACGACGAAGAAAAGUACGUGCUGAAAAACGGAAGACUCAUUUUGGUCAGGUUUGAUUGGAUUCCCCCUUUUUACUGUAGUGUCCUUUUUUUUUUUUUUUGAUCUUUGUUGAACCCCAAUUUCCGCCAAUAAACUGAAACCACA